Molecule: messenger RNA, 3308 nt
Organism: Mycotypha africana
Lineage: Eukaryota; Fungi; Mucoromycota; Mucoromycetes; Mucorales; Mycotyphaceae
Exons: 8
Coding region: 174-3020 (948 amino acids)
Source: RefSeq, a predicted model, not a curated record
CCCUUUAUGGCUUUUUAAGGUACCUUCUCGUGUUUAUUCAAGAUCUUCCUUUCUUCCCAUCCUUUAUGACCGUCCUGAACAAUUAAACUUUUUCUUCUCAAUUUUUGCGGUCUGUAGCCUUGAAGCGUUGAAUUAUCGUUGCAGCAAUUUUUGGAAACGACCUUCACCAUAGAAUGCCGACCAAUACCAGCCUAGACGCAGAAUCGAAGCGUAGGAGUGUCAUAUAUACCAAAUCAGUCAAAAAUGGCAAAAUGGACGAAAGAACACGUACUGUUACUGUAGAAACAAAUUCAAACACGAUGCCUAGUACUGCUAAAAAGAGUAAGGUUACAUACAGAUAUGAUCCAUCAAAAGGAAGCAUAAAAGGAUGCCAUAAUACUAAAUCGGCAAUAGAUUCAUCAGCAGUGGCUCCGGUCCAAAAUAAAACUGUUCUUGAAAAGCAUACAAGCUACGUGUCUACUCUAUUUAAAAAGACAGGCAAAGAGACUAAAACAAAGAUACAGUCCACCAAAGAAGUAGAUGCUGCAAGUGGUAAUUCCAAAAAAACUUCCUUCCAAACUGGCAAUAUUACUACGACAACACCAACGACGUUGAAAGCUUCACAAACAUUUGAUAAAAGCGAUAAUAAUUCAACCGACGAAUCAAAACCUGAUAUAUCUCAGCUAUUAGGAAAUAGGACCUUGGAAAAAAAAGCAACAACUACCGCGACAAAAGAGUUAGUUUCAAAAAGAUCCAAACAGCAGCAAGAACCUUUGAAAGAUCAGCAAUUGAAAAAUGAUAUGCAUUCUGAUUUACAUGGAAAGAAACUUGACAACUUUGAUGGAAACAUACAAGCAUCCGAGCCGAUUAAAAAUGACAUUCGGCAUGGCUCUCACACAGUUUAUACUGACAAUACACAACUGCUUACGAACUCUAAUCAUGAUAUAGCUAUAAUCCCACAAAAUGUCAAAGUGAACAAUGAUUAUGCAAGUUCUUCCAUUUACUCAUCCGAGGUACAGUCUGUGCAGCACAACAAUAAUGAUCUCAAAGCAACUGAAACUCAUAGACCUCUCCUCCAACAUCAUCACUCGUUCAAUACAACGUCCUCUAUGGCACAAUCUUUGCAGCAUAAUCAGCAGUUACUUUCGCAGCCAUUUAUAGUAACUGCUUCUGCUCCCCAGUAUAACUCCAAUGGUGUUAAAUGUGAUGCCCAACAGAUACAACAGCCUUCAAGGAGACGGCCUCUAUCAUAUAUAGAGCCUACCUGUAGUAUCUAUAAUAAGAAUCAAUCUUAUUCAUAUACUCCUUUAGAUUUAGCUUCACCCCCUGCCGAAGAUUACAGCACUAUGCAUGAGCCACCAUUUUGCUGUCAAAACCCACGUUCUAAUACUGAACCACAUUAUGCAUAUUUGAAUCACCAACAUCUUUACCAUCACCACAUUCGUCAAUCAUGUGAUAAGUCUGCGAUAGUAACACGUAACUACACGACACCUUCGCCUCCCAUGAGCGUAAUUACUGAUGUGAAUGUCUGUAACAAUUAUUGCAAACCCCCUACGACUCCAACCAACAAUGCUCUACAAAAUUUAUUAGUCUAUGAUGGACAAACGCAGCGAUUUGUUCAGCUCAUCGGUGUUGAUUUUAAUACCUCUGCUACAGCUCCCUUAACAACAAACGGAAUACCUAUUGAAACAGCUAUCAAUUGUGAUAAUACAAAAUAUAACAGUACAUCACUGCAAUCUGUAAAGGGUGACUGGACCGUACUGCCUGCAGAAUCUAUGUACGAGCAAAAUCAACACGAACUAGAACAGCAACAGCAGAAGAAGGCAAGAGAUUACACCAAACAUUCACAACAACAACGGCAUCAAGAAACUGCCCCUUCAGAUGAGUCUUCGGUAGAGUUUAGCAGUUAUCAACAGCAGCAACGCCACAAUGCUAAGCAUCUUGAUACCAAGCAAUUACAUCGCAAAAAUAGCAAUCGAUCCUUGUGUAGCUUACGUAGCACAAGUGCAUCCGUUCAAAGCUGCGACUCAAAGUACGAACGUCUCCAUAUUACAAUAGAGAAAGAAAGAGCUACUGUAAAGGCACUCCAAAAACAAAAAGAAGGUACAGGCUAUUACCAAAAAGAAUUAUUUUUCCGGGCUACUGACAUAGCUAUACUUCGAAUGAUAGCUUUCAAUAAAGAUAUUGCUUUCCUAAGUAAAAGUUUAGACGAAGCAGUAUUGGAAAAUAAUGAAUUAAAGAAAAGACUUGAGGAAGAAAAAGUGGAAAAGGAACGGUACAAAGAGGAGCUUACGAAAACUUUGGACAAGAUGAAUGAAACUUUCAAGCAGUUAAGACAUUUGGAGAAUAAAAACAGGUCUUAUUCAAAAGAGAUAGCAGACAAAUCACAGGAAGUUAAAAUUCUGGAAAAGAAAAAUAAACAAUUACUAGAUGUGCGAGAUGUGACAAUUUUUGAAAAUACCAAGCAAGGAAGUAACGAUCGUCGUUUGACAAUACAGCUUCAUCAAGCACAAAGUCAAAUAAAACUGCUAAAAUCAACUAUGGAACAAUUCUUAAAGUUGGGAGUUUUUAACAGCGACUGGAAUACCACAUUAUCGCCUACAACAUCGAUUGAUGCUUUCGUUUCAGAGUUGAAAUGUGGACGUUCUUCUCGGCGGCAACCAUCAACCUUAACUUCAAAGAGUCGGUCAACGAAAAGCAAUGUGACGAUAUCGUUAGAUGUUACUAGUAAUACAAAUAUUCACAAUAACGAUGCAGCGAAACUCGACGUAAAAGAUCCCAGCGUUCAAAGCUCUGCACCAAGUAUUAAGCGUAACAAAUCAACUGACAAAAGCACGUACAUCACAGACCUUCAUACGAAACUUCAGCAAUUGACCGUAGAAAAAGAAAUUCUACAAUGUGAGUAUAACAAAGCGCCUGUAAGUGGAGGCAACAAGGCUCUGACUCGAAAGCGUAGAGAAGAAUUAGAAACAAGGCUUGACAAACUCGAUUCAGAGCUACGCCGUAUCAAGCUGAAAUUACGGAAUCAUAACGCAUUCUAAUCAUAUCACAGCCAUGUAUGACUUAAUUUUUCAUUCGCAUUUUCAUUGUAUAAUAAAGAAAUUAUAAAAAAAAGUUUAAGUUAUCAGACUUGUAGCUCCUUCCUUGCCAUGUCUCUGGAAUAGAAGACAGGCGAGAUCAUCAACUGACAAAGGCCACUCAGAGAGCCGGCAAUUGCCACACUUCACUCAAAAGAAGGUCUACUAACAAUCAUCGACUAACUUUGGUAUUGUAUCUAGUUUAGAAAACGUAGAAUUGAAACGUACUGAAUACAGAUCCUGUAGAGUACG